Messenger RNA from Helianthus annuus (common sunflower), 2435 nucleotides. Its product is annotated as TOM1-like protein 9. The record is from RefSeq and is a predicted model, not a curated record. Gene Ontology annotation, biological process: protein transport to vacuole involved in ubiquitin-dependent protein catabolic process via the multivesicular body sorting pathway. The coding region runs from base 218 to 2275 and encodes 685 amino acids. The transcript has 10 exons. NCBI's taxonomy places the organism in Eukaryota, Viridiplantae, Streptophyta, Magnoliopsida, Asterales, Asteraceae. Gene Ontology annotation, molecular function: phosphatidylinositol binding; ubiquitin binding.
UGCAUUCCAAUAUCUUCAUCUUCAUCAUGUUGACUUCUUCUUCUUCUUCUUCUUCUUCUUCUUAUUUUCUCCAUUGUAACUUCAGCCAAUUUUGACUCUCUGAUCAACAAUCUCUCUCUCUAUUUUCAUCUCUAGAUUCUGUUAUUCUACCUGGGUUUGCAGUUUAUCAACCGAUCGUUUGACUUUGAAGUUGAAUUAUCGAUUUUUUUCGACGAAAAUGGUGAAUUCUAUGGUAGCAAGAGCCACAAAUAACAUGCUUAUGGGCCCAGAUUGGGCUAUGAACCUUGAGAUAUGUGAUGUUUGUAACCGUGAUCCUGUGCAAGCUAAAGAUGUCGUUAAAGGAAUAAAGAAACGUUUAGGAAGCAGGAAUCCGAAAAGUCAGCUUCUUGCUUUAACACUAUUGGAAUCGGUUGUGAAGAAUUGCGGCGAUGUUGUUCAUCUGAAUGUAGCCGAAAGAAACUUGCUUCACGAUAUGAUCAAAAUUGUGAAGAAAAAGAAGCCUGAUUAUCAUGUAAAAGAGAAGAUAUUAAUUCUAAUCGACACUUGGCAAGAAGCUUUCGGAGGAGAAAGGGGAAGAUAUCCGCAGUACUACGUCGCAUACCUUGAAUUACUGCGUUUAGGGGUAACGUUUCCAGAGAAAUCUGCGAGAGAAGGACCCGUUUUGACACCACCACAAACACACCCGAUAACAUCGGUUCCAUAUAAUCCGCAACAUCCAGAAAACGAAAAUGAAACGCGUGUGCAUACUGCAGAGGCUGAUUUUCCAACUUUGAGUUUGACAGAAAUGCAAAAUGCGCGCGGGGUCAUGGAUGUCCUCGCAGAAAUGUUGACUGCAGUUGACCCAACAAAGAAAGAGGGACUUAGGCAAGAGGUUGUUGUAGACUUGGUCGAGCAAUGUCGUACAUACAAGAGAAGAUUGGUGCACCUGGUUAACUCAACUUCGGAUGAAUCACUAUUAUCUCUCGGAUUAGCUCUUAACGAUGAUUUACAACGAGUCCUAGCCAAACAUGAAGCACUUCUUACAACAACUCACGUAGUUUCAUCCGAAAAGUCAAAUGCUGAAAAGUCAACUCCAGAAACUAGUCGCGCAAUAGUGCCUGUAACUACUCCUCUUGGUGCAACCGACACCAAACAAGUCGGAUCUACCAGUGGUGCUGCAGAUCAGCCAGAUUUGAUCUCUCUUGCUCCUGCUACAACCAAUGGACAGUCAACGUCUUCUGCAAUAGUCAACUUUGACCUUUUGAGUGGAGAUGAUUUCGACACGUCAACUGCUUCGAAUGCGUUAGCUAUUGUACCGGUGGGUGAAACGCAACCUGCUACUCCUGUAUCUCAACAAAAUGCGUUAGCACUUGUGAGCGUGUUAUCGCCUCAAACGCAACAACCUCGGAAUAUGUCAGCCCGACAAACAUCGUUUUAUCAAAACAGAAAUGUUGCGCAAAAUCAGUCGUGGGCCCCGAACAAUCAAGGGAAUAAUCCCUUUGGUGUUACUAUGAACAACGGUUUACCGCCAGCACCCUGGGAGGCCCCACAUGCCGACAACCAACUAGUAGUCGCCGGAAGUAUGCAAUACUCGCAACCUCAUGGUAUACAAACCCCUGGAAACAUCAAUAUGAACAUUAACAACCAAAUGGGCCAACAAAUUUAUCCUCAACAAAUGGGCCAACAAAUGUAUCCUCAACAAAUGGGCCAACAAAUGUAUCCUCAACAAUUGGGCCAACAAAUGUACACUAAUCAAAUGGGCCAACAAGUGUACGGUAAUCAAGUGGGCCAACAAAUGUACGGUAAUCAAAUGGGCCAACAAGCGUACGGUAAUCAAAUGGGCCAACAAGUGUACGGUAAUCAAAUGGGCCAACAAAUGUACGGUAAUCAAAUGGGCCAACAAAUGUACGGUAAUCAAAUGGGCCAACAAAUGUAUGGUAAUCAAAUGGGCCAACAAAUGUAUGGUAAUCAAAUGGGCCAACAACAAAUGUACAAUAGCCAAAUGGGCCAACAAAUGUACAAUAAUCAAAUGGGCCAGGCCUAUGGUUAUGGGCCCAUAUCCGUAUAUGGGCAACAACAAAAUGGACAAUAUAUUGGCAAGAGCAUGCCAGGGAUGCCGGUGAGAGACGACAACUUUCUAACAAGCACUGUUUACACGGGCCCUUCGAUGGCGAAUGCAUCUUACGUGCACGUGUCAAAGACUCAAAAGUCAGAGGAUAAGCUGUUUGGAGACCUGGUUGACUUUUCAAAAGUCAAACCUAAGAAAAUGACUCCUGGUAUAGGUGAGAGAGUGUGACCCGAUCGGCUUGGUUUGUAUUUUGCAAGAUUUUUUUUCGCUUUUAUUUGUAUGUAUGUAUAUUUCGGGUUCUUUUUUACGUAUAUUUGUAGAAUUAUAAUAAAACCGUGUUUAUUUUUUUAUUAAAUAAAUAAAUAAAACGCGUUUUCAUGUGAGAAAA